UCUUCUCUUCCUCGUCCAAUCAGAUCGACUGUUCCAUAGCCUUGCGGUGUCUUUCUUGCCACAGGUAGUGCCGUUGCCACCACAGGGCUCACGUAAAUGCCUGUAGCUUCGCCGGUCACUCCUGUUGUUGCACGGCUGGCUCCCACGGCGUGCCCUCCGAUCUCCUUCUUGACGUCGCUCUCUUCCCCAUCUCCGGAGUCCGCGGCUUACGGCUUCAGGGGUGAUACCACCACCUGAACAAUAUCCAUAAGGAGGUAAUGGCUUCUUCAGAUUCAACAAGCACCCUUCCAAAGGAAAAGCCUUUUGGAAACUAUAGCGACCACAAAGAUAGAAUGAUUUCUCCAGUUACUGAGGAUGGUUCAGUGGACCGAAUGGGGAAACCAGCAGUCAAAGCAAGAACUGGAAACUGGACAUCAGCAGUCCUCUUACUAGUUAAUUAUGGCCUCGUAACCUUUGCAUUCUUUGGCGUUGGUGUGAAUCUUGUUCUGUUCUUGACGAGAGUUCUACAGCAAGACAAUGCUGAUGCGGCAAACAAUGUGAGCAAAUGGACGGGCACGGUAUACAUAUUUUCACUGAUAGGGGCAUUCAUGAGCGACUCUUACUGGGGCCGCUACUUGACUUGCUCUGUCUUCCAGAUGAUCUAUGUGAUGGGUUUAAUGCUUUUGUCGCUGGCAUCAUGGCUUUUUCUGGUUAAGCCAUCGGGCUGUGGGGAUGGCCAACUAAAGUGCAACACGCCAUCAACCCUGGGAACUGUGCUCUUUUACAUAUCGAUCUACUUCAUCGCCUUUGGAAAUGGAGGAUACCAGCCAUCCAUUGCUACAUUUGGAUCAGACCAGUUUGACGAAAUGGAUCCCGUCGAAAGGCAUUCCAAGAUAGCCUUCUUCAGUUAUUUCUACUUGGCUCUAAAUGUCGGCUCUCUCUUCUCCAACAGCAUCUUAGUCUACUACGAAGAUUCUGGUAAAUGGGUACUUGGCUUUUGGAUUUCGGCUGGUGCAGCUGCUGCUGCCCUUCUGCUCUUCCUAGUUGGGACUCGACGUUACAGACAUUUCAAUCCUUCUGGGAAUCCAUUGACGAGGAUCAUCCAGGUCUUUGUUGCUGCUACACGCAAAUGGACUGUUGAUGUCCCAAGUAACUCGGACAUGCUCUAUGAAGUCCAGGGAAAGGAGUCCGCAAUCGUUGGAAGCAGGAAGAUCCUUCAUAGCGAGGAUUUCAGGUUCCUCGACAAGGCUGCAGUUCCAACUGGUGAAGACAUGCAUGUGCAGGCCAUAAAGAAUGACCCAUGGCAACUGUGCACAGUGACUCAAGUGGAAGAGGUGAAAUGCGUGCUGAAGAUGCUCCCCAUAUGGCUUUGCACCAUCAUCUACUCGGUGGUGUUCACCCAAAUGGCCUCUAUUUUCGUGGAGCAAGGCGCCACAAUGAACACUAACGUUGCGGCGUUCCGCAUCCCAGCCGCGAGCAUGUCGGUGUUCGACAUCCUUAGCGUCAUAAUCUUCAUCUUUAUCUACCGGAAUCUGCUGGUUCCCGUGAUGGCCAGGAUUUCAAAGGAACCCAAGGGAAUCAGCGAGCUCCAGCGGAUGGGGGUGGGAUUGGUCAUCGGGAUGCUGGCCAUGAUCGUCGCUGGAGUGGUGGAGGUGGAGAGGCUCAAGCGAGUGGUUGUACCUGAUGAGCCAAGCUCGCUCAGUAUCUUCUGGCAGAUCCCUCAGUACGCGCUGAUAGGGGCUUCUGAGGUGUUCAUGUACGUCGGGCAGCUGGAGUUCUUCAAUGCCCAAGCACCGGAUGGGAUAAAGAGCUUCGGGAGCUCCCUCUGCAUGGCCUCCAUCUCGCUUGGGAACUACGUCAGCAUCAUGCUGGUUAACAUCGUCACCAGCGUGACGUCCAAUAAAAAUAGCCCUGGGUGGAUACCGCGGAACCUUAACUCAGGCCACCUGGACAGGUUCUACUUCCUGCUUGCCGCUCUCACUCUGAUCGAUUUCAUGGCCUACUUGGUCUGCGCCAAGUGGUACAGGUGCAUCAAGCUUGACAAUGACGAUCGGCAGGAGAAUUUAGUUACCGCACUGUAGUCUAUGUCUGGUUUGGAGCUGCUGCUGUUCUCGCGAGACACAACUUGUUGUUUGCCGCUGCUCUCUACGCUUGAAUCUUUUCUUUCCCUUGUGCUACGUGGGCCUGUUGGGUUAGUACUAGUAGGUGCAUUCUUAGUG
Messenger RNA from Musa acuminata AAA Group (dessert banana), 2198 nucleotides. Its product is annotated as protein NRT1/ PTR FAMILY 7.2-like. The transcript has 6 exons. The record is from RefSeq and is a predicted model, not a curated record. Gene Ontology annotation, cellular component: membrane. The coding region runs from base 258 to 2060 and encodes 600 amino acids. Gene Ontology annotation, biological process: transmembrane transport. Gene Ontology annotation, molecular function: transmembrane transporter activity. Lineage: Eukaryota; Viridiplantae; Streptophyta; Magnoliopsida; Zingiberales; Musaceae.